Molecule: messenger RNA, 2514 nt
Organism: Harpia harpyja (harpy eagle)
Lineage: Eukaryota; Metazoa; Chordata; Aves; Accipitriformes; Accipitridae
Gene: UBXN10
Product: UBX domain protein 10
Exons: 2
Coding region: 87-986 (299 amino acids)
Molecular function (GO): protein binding
Source: RefSeq, a predicted model, not a curated record
CCGGAAGUGGGGCCGUCGCCGUGGCAACGCGGCAGUGUUUGCCGGCGGGCGCGGGCGGCCCGAGGUGGCAGGUGCCUUGAGAAGCAAUGGCCACAGUGGCUCUCCUGAACUUAGCACCAUCUCACCUCUGCUUCCCUUCAAGCACAGCAGCUGCUUUCUCGUGGACCAACGCCGCCGACAUGCACGUCACCAGGCCAAAAUCUGCCAAGGGACGCACGAGGCCAAACUUCAGUUACUCUCAGAGCGUGGAAGCCUGUCCGUGCCGAGUGCCAUCUUCCCCACCACCAGCAGCUCCCCGUGAAUUAGUGAACAGCCAGAGAGCAUCGUUCACAAAACCAGCAUUCCUGGCCAGCCAGGUGUCUCCUGAGGAAAUCCCGGAGCUCCUGCGGCAAGUGCCUUUGAGGACCUCCUCUUCCCUGAACAAGUACAGGGUGCUCCCUUCCAUCGGCUGGAAAGGCGCAGGGUGUGGUGCUGUGGAAGCGGUGGCGGAACAGACUGACCAGCUGAAAGUGAGCGGGGGGCGGGAGGAUGCUCUGAAAAUCAAAAUUCUUUCUGGAGAACAAGGAUCUGCCAGCGUGUUGUCAGAAAGUGAUGUUCCCGAUGAAGGGAGCUCACACGUGCGACUUCCUUCUGAGAAGCCGGGAAGGAAAAUGAGGCAAGAGAGCCCUUCGACGUCAACAAGUCCUUCGACAUCAACUUUAAGUUUGGAAGAGCCACCGAAAGAAGAGUCACACUUCCUGCUCGCUAUUCGAUCUCCCUGUGGUCAGAGAUUUGAACAUCAUUUCAAGCCCACUGACAGUCUCCAGACAGUCCUUGCCGUGGCAGAACAGAAAAUGUCGGCCAAAUACAAACGCUGCAGCGUUGAAACAAUGGAGGUGCCCCGGAGGAGUUUCUCUGACCUUACGAGGUCCCUCCAUGAAUGUGGGAUUCUCCACAAGUCCGUGUUGUGCAUCCGACAGAAAGAGCAGCACGACACCGGUCUUUAGGCACACAGAGAUGCUGCCACACCGCCGUGGGUCAUUCUGCUGAGUGGGAUGUGUUAAUUCUUCUGAAAAACUGGGAAUCUGAUGUUUCUUGGGCCUACUUCUUCAUCUUGCCAUCUUCCCAAAAUUCCCCGUGAAGCAGACUUGUGUAUAUGUGUUGAAAUAGUAUUUCAGGUGGAUAUACCUGCUACAUAAAUAGCAUCUUUUUUCACAUGUGCCAUCACAAAUUGCUUCCUGAGUGCCACCGACCUUUGGCCUUUUUGGUUUUUUGAAAUUGCCAAUGUUCUUCUUUGAAAACUGAAGUUUCCGAGACCUCUCUCCUUGACCUUUUCUACAUUUCAGGAAGGUACCACUUCGCAGAGUGGAGCCGGAUGCAGAGGCACCUAUUUGGGAAGGUAGAAACGGAACUGGUUUACUCUGGAGGACCAUCUUCAGUAGGUUAUCAUCAUCCUGAACAUCUUCUCGAGAAUGACUGAAAAGGAGAUCAAACCCAAACCCCAUCUGGAAAUAACAGUAAUAACCUGUUAAUGGAUUAUUGUGAAGUAUUAAAUUGCAAGACCUGUGAAGGCUCAGCUCUUUCUGGAUAACCUCAGUGCAGCUUUUAACACUGUGACUAUAUCAUCUUUUUAAGAACAGAUAGUUAUUAUUUUGGCAGUAUUGGUGAACAGCAGGAUUUUCUACCUAGUUUUCCUUCUCUCAUUCAACUGGUGUGAUCCAUAGGUAAGAGUAGAUGGAUAGUUACAAUGAGAUGUUAUAAAAUACUUCCAUUUAACACCUUUACACUGAAAUGAGUUAUUCCAAGAAAGCAAGUGCUGCUUUGAGAAUUUUUAAAUAAAAAUACAUUAAUUGGAUUUGACUGAGGAAUUGGUUCACGUACUAGACCAUAGUUUACUAAACCAUCGUUAAAAAAGGCUGGUAGGGCAACUUGGCAGGUUUUGGAUAAAUACAACGUGCUUGUGCUAAAAAAAAAGAUCUUCUAGGUUUCUAAUGGAAAUUCUUAUGGUUCAAAGGCAGUAAUUCAAUCUACUAAAAAAAUGGGCCACUUGCCACACAGAUGAGCUAGUUUUAAUAAUUUGAGGUAAACCCAACUUUUUUUUAACCUCGGUGUAAUGGCCAAACCAACUUGAACAGUAGUAGAAACAGAACAGUAGUAGAAAGCUGACCCUGGUGUUGACUGAGAGCGUAGCAUCUCCUUCUAAAGCAAGUGUUCAGGGUCCAGCGGCUUUAUGAAAAUGGUACCCAAUGAAAUAAUAGUAUUAUCUACUGCUGCGGGUGAUGCUAAUUGAACAGUAGCAAUCCUGGUGUCUUCAGGGAGACCAGGAUAUCGAAACAUAGGGGUGCUUUUAAUCAAACCUCAGUGGGAAGCAAAGUAUUUCACUUAAGUUUCAUGAACAGGAACCAUUUUCUGCAUUUCAUUCAGUGUUAGGUGGUUAAUUCCCUUCUUCUGAUUUUGUGUAUACUAUGUUACUUCCAUGUUUCAGAGUUUUCAUACUGUGUGGUAGUACAGUCAAUAAAACCUUUUAGGCUGAAA